UAGCAAGUGGUAUCGUCCUGCUAUUUGAGAGCAUCCUUUUUGGGACGAAGCACGUUGUCGUCCACCCGAGCCCCUGGCUAUAAAUUAAAGUACAAGCUGUGGUUGGCUUACUUCUCUGCACAAACUCGCUCUACAAGGUGUUAAAACCAUCAAGCCACAGACCGAGGCAGAAAGGAAAUCCCCACCAUGUCUAAGGACAUCAUGAUGGUGCUGGAAGGCCUGGGGAAGGUGGGCCAGGCACUGGGAUCCUCUCAGCGUGUGCACCUGCGCCAGGUGUGGAACACCUGCAGUCUGCAGCAGCUGCUGCGAGAGGCACGAGGACAGGUGGACGGUGCCGUGGGCAUGGCGAGAUCAACACAGGAAGGAGUGAGGUCUACAAUCAGAAGAACGAUGGACGACAUAGAGACAUCAGACCUGGGAGAGAAGUUCAACAUGGCAGCAGAUACAGCAGACUUCGACACAACAUCACCACCACCAACUGCAGAACCAGCAACCGACAACAGAACAGGCAACUUUAAUAGUACCACUGCUGGUAUCAAUAAAAAUGGCUCAGCCAACUUCAGUCAGCCGACAAGAGGCUUCCACUAUGAUGCGACCACACCACCAGUGACAUCAGAUGUCUUAAAGAAGAGUGAACAGAAAAAGGAGGAGAAGAAACCCAAGCUAUCUGCCAUCAGACCCAAAGUAGCACCAAAAGUCUUCAAGUCUGUCGCCAGGCAAACUCUGAGUGACCAGGCCAAGGCCAGGGCUGUACCUGCCAGCAGGAUCAGCAGACUGGUCAGCUACGGAGGUCUUGCAGCUGGGUUGGGUGCAGGGGCCCUUGCUGAAGUGACAAGAAGAGGAUUGGGUUUGUCUGACAAUAAAGGUGGAAUUGCCCUGCUAGACUCCAGCCCCUUCCUCACACAGGCGAAUGCAGAGCGCAUUGUGGACACUCUGUGUAGAGUUCGCGGGGCUGCACUCAAACUGGGACAGAUGCUUAGUAUCCAAGACAACUCAAUGAUGAACCCACAACUGCAGAGAAUUUUUGAGCGGGUCAGACAAAGUGCAGACUUCAUGCCUCUGUGGCAGUUGGAGAAAGUAUUGGUGAAGGAGCUGGGAGCAGACUGGAGAGACAAGCUGGCAUCAUUUGAGGAGAAACCUUUUGCAGCAGCAUCCAUAGGGCAGGUUCACAGAGCCAAGCUGCAUGAUGGCAGGGAGGUAGCCAUGAAAAUACAGUACCCUGGUGUUGCCAAAGGAAUCAACAGUGACAUUGAUAACCUGAUGACAGUCCUGAGUGUGGCUAAUGUCUUACCAGAAGGCCUGUAUGUGGACAAGUUGGUGGACGUUGCAAGGAAGGAACUGUCCUGGGAGGUGGACUAUAUCAGGGAGGCGGAGAUGACCAGAACGUUUGGGGAGUUGCUGAAGGAUGACCCAAUAUUCUACGUGCCCGAGGUGAUAACAGAGUUGUCCACUCCCCAAGUGCUGACCACUGAGCUGAUCGACGGCAUGACUCUGGACCAGGCGACGGAGCUGGACGAGGACACCAAGAAUGAGAUCUGCCUGGCUAUCAUCAGACUGUGCAUGAAGGAGGUGUUUGAGUGGAAGCUGAUGCAGACAGACCCCAACUGGUCCAACUUCUUCUACAACCCUGUCCAUGGGAAGAUCAACCUCCUUGACUUCGGAGCUACAAGGAAGUUUGAGGACCACUUUGUUGACAAGUACAUCAAGGUGAUCCAAGGUGCAGCCAUGGGAGACAGAGAGCAGGUUCUCAACUUCUCCAGGGAGCUGGGCUUCCUGACUGGCUAUGAGUCCAAGGCCUUUGAGAAAGCCCACGUGGAUGCAGUUAUGAUCCUGGGAGAACCUUUCCAGAAGACGGAACCUUUUGACUUCGGAACCCAGGACACGACCAUGCGUAUCCACCAGCUGCUGCCUGUGAUGUUACGUGACAGACUCACCCCUCCCCCAGAACAAACGUACUCCCUGCACAGGAAGAUGGCCGGCGGAUUCCUGCUGUGCAGUAAGCUAAAGGCCAAACUGUCCUGCAAGAGUCUCUUUGAUGAUAUUUAUGAGGGGUAUAAGUUCAGUACCUGAGUUGCUGCUGAAUAAUGUCCAAGCAGUUGUAAUGGUCUGGCUCAGUCUAAGCAUCUUUAAUAUGCAUGUUUUGUUUUUUUCAACAGGAGUAGUGUACAUUUGUUUUUGCUAUUUGCUUUCUCCUAUUCAGGUGAAGAGAGAAAAGCCACCACAAAGGGGUACAAAAAGUGUCAAAAACAUGCGUAAAACACUGUGCUUUUACUUGAACUCGUUGUAAUGAGAUUGUUGUAAUGAGAGUAUUUGUGAGGUAACAUUAGAAACACCUUUCCCUCACAUUCAAAAAGGCAUACAGAUUCUUACAUUAGUUAUAAGGUCUAUCAUGAGAAAAUUAAGCCUACAAGAUGAGGAACAAGCUACUAUUAGGUAAUUCAUCUUUAUGGGAAAGGAGAGUUGAACCACAUCGUCAUUGGCAACUUCCAGUCAGGCUAUUGUACUGCUAUUACAGACUAUAUGUUCAGCUUUCUAUGUUUGCCAUUUGGCCAUGCUGAAAUUCAUACGGUAAGCAUACCUGGGUGUUACAAGUACCAACCACCUGUACAUUGUUGGUAGAUAUUAUGAGAAGUGUGAAGACUAUGAAGGCAAAUGAGUGGGGAAAAUUUAGUUUAUUUCUCUGCACAUAGCAAAAAAUUAAGCUUGUCACACAUGCAUUUGUAUAUAUUUGUAAAUACUUCAUAAUGCUUCAUUAAUGCAUGUUCAUAAGGACUCAAAGGUUAUGUAUGAAAAACCACACCAGUGGUGAUGGUAAUAAAGACAAGAAA
Molecule: messenger RNA, 2828 nt
Organism: Branchiostoma belcheri (Belcher's lancelet)
Lineage: Eukaryota; Metazoa; Chordata; Leptocardii; Amphioxiformes; Branchiostomatidae
Product: atypical kinase COQ8B, mitochondrial-like
Exons: 16
Coding region: 187-2070 (627 amino acids)
Biological process (GO): ubiquinone biosynthetic process
Cellular component (GO): extrinsic component of mitochondrial inner membrane
Molecular function (GO): kinase activity
Source: RefSeq, a predicted model, not a curated record